This is a messenger RNA of Onthophagus taurus, 948 nucleotides long. Lineage: Eukaryota; Metazoa; Arthropoda; Insecta; Coleoptera; Scarabaeidae. The record is from RefSeq and is a predicted model, not a curated record.
UUCUAGUUUAUUUUAACUCAUUUCCGCUCAUUCUAACGGUUCUAACGUCAAACGUCGUCAUAAAUACGUGUUUCAGCGAUUAUUAUUUUAUUCAAAAUGGAAAAUGACAAUAAAAAGAAACGUAACGCAAAUUAUUCCAAACAAGAAAUGGAACUACUAAUUGAUUUAAUUAUAGAAAAAAAAAACAUAGUAGAAAAUAAAAAAAGUGACGCCGUUCACUGGCAGGAAAAGCAUCAAACAUGGAGUGAAAUAGCUCGGGCUAUGACAGCCACUACAGGUAUUGACCGGGAUGUAAAAAGUGUCAAAGGAAAAUAUGAUCAGAUUAAAAAAGAAGUGAGGAAAAAGAAUUCUAAGAUACGCAUGAAUGCAUUGAAGACCGGUGGGGGUCCUGUAGAAGAUGUCUCCUUAACCCCUAUUGAGGAAAAAGUGAAAGGCCUCAUACUAUUAUCGGUUGUUGGAAUGCCAUCAACAUACGAUUCAGAUGUAAUCACACAUUCUGAUUCCUUAUUAACUGGGUUGGCGGUUACUGAUGUAGAAGCAACAACUUCUACAUCAGGCCUCUCACCUACUAGGAACGUUGUAUUGGCUUCUACAUCAGUAGAUGCCAGAACACGUUAGUCGGAAGCAGAAUGUGUGAUUGAAUGGAGCGCAACUGAUGUCAUUCCAAUCGCUGGUGUAGAAGAGACAGCGGAUACGCCACCACCACAUGUAGAAAAUAAAGAAAAUUGGUCCUCUUGGACGCCUCAAAAUUUAAAAAAGAGGAAAGCAAAAGUUUUGAAUUCAGCUUCUAAACCAAAAACAGCCAAUCAAAAAGUUCACAGUGAAUUCAACAAGCUUACUGAAAAACGUGUGGAAUUAACUGAAUUGCUAAUAAAACAAGCUAAAGAAGAACAUGCCAAAAAAAUGGAGCUCUUGGAUCUUCAAAUAUUAUUAAAAAAGAAAGAGGCU